Messenger RNA from Lasiosphaeria miniovina, 1869 nucleotides. RefSeq lists its product as uncharacterized. Gene Ontology annotation, molecular function: protein binding. Bases 1 to 1869 code for a protein of 622 amino acids. The record is from RefSeq and is a predicted model, not a curated record. The transcript is spliced from 5 exons. NCBI's taxonomy places the organism in Eukaryota, Fungi, Ascomycota, Sordariomycetes, Sordariales, Lasiosphaeriaceae.
AUGGACCCGCGAGACCAGACGUUUAUGACAAUUCAUAACCUUACACCAGAGGCCAAUAUCUUGUUUGCAUCUGACUCGAUCCUCGACAUCCUUGGAUAUCAUCCCGACGAGGUCCAAGGUAAAUCAAGUUUUGACUACUUCCACCCGGACGAGGUGCCUUUGGCACGGUCUGUCCACCGCAGAGGCGUUUUGUUAGACAAGGCCGCCGUCCUCCACUAUGCACGUAUUCUGUCGAGGGACGGCCGAUGGGUGAGCUGCGAAUGCUGCUUCACCAUUGUCCAUGAUGUGCUGGUAGCAUGCACGAGCAUCUACUUGAGGGGGGAGAAGAGCGAGAGAAGGGCACUGGAAGCGCCCCAAGUGCGGCGUAUAUUCUCAAGCUCGCCGCUCGAUCCUCGGUACCACAUGCUUGAGCAUCUGUCGCCCAAAUUCAGGAUGCCUUCGAUGGAGCGCGAGCCUCGUGCUGCGCUCAUACUGAACCGCUUCACUCUGAACCUAAGCAUAAUGUUUGCAACUAGUUCUGUUGCCUCAAUACUAGGCUUGCAACCUGAUGACAUCAAGGACCGCCCGUUUUACGAUUGUAUACAGCCCAAUUGUCUGGAAGACGCCCAGCAAUGCUUGGAGAGUGCAAAGGCCAACGAGUCUAUUGCCUACCUUCGCUUCUGGUUCAAAGACCCACGUAUCAGGGACACCGACGAUGAUGACGAGGAGGAGGAAGAGGACAGAGGGGACCACGACGCCGAUAGCGAGGAUGAUUCCGAUGAGGACGACAGUGAAGACCAUGUCGACGGUGAAGAUAGCAGUUUAGCCAGUGGCUCUAGUGCAACUUCAUCACAUUCUCCGAACAACCAUAUGGAUAUCGAUGAUGAGUCGGACCUCGACGGUGUUAGCGGCCCAGAAGUUGGAGCUAGCAGGUCCUCUAGCACACGCUCAAACUUCAACUGGGUAGGAGCUAGUGCUGGUGUUCCUCGGUCUCGAGCGUACCAAGCACCUCUUACACCCGAUUUUGAACUGGAAGCAGUGGUGUCAUGUACCUCGGACGGGCUAGUCGUCGUGCUUCGCAGAGCACGGCCACCCAUUCCCGCUCCUCACCCGCCCCUGCUACCAGCGUUCACGUUUGAGAAUGGCCUCUUUGCGGCCCCAUGGGGCUUAAUACCCAUCGAGCCUUCUAUUGCUCCCGAACUCCUCUACAAUUUCCGCUCGCCAUUCCUCCCUCAAUAUAUGCCGCUACGAGAAAACGUGAAGGCGGCGGGGGGGCCUCCUCUUGAUCAAUUAAUGCGAUCGAUUCGAGACGUAGCAGUUUUUGCAUGGGCAGUGGUUGGGAUUAAUGGAAACCUUGCGGACUACGGACACGGCCUGCCCAGGGGUGGGGCACAACCGCCAGACGGCCUCCCCAUCUGGGACCCGACUGCUGGUCCUACGGGAUACCGCGGACCCGAGAACCAUGCAAUAGCUCAAACACCUGAAGCAGACGAAGAAAAUAUGCAUGCCGUAACCGAUUUCCGCCCAGCAGAGAGAGUUGGCCAAAGCUACGUCCAGUUACGGCGGGCUUCUUUAGACGAUUACGCGUAUGCGAGCCGCCAGCAACCGGCAUCGACUUGGCCUCGGCUUGUCGCUGCUCCUCACGACUCGGGUGGCUACGAGCCGAGACAGCAACAGCAUGCGACACCUACGCACAGUGCUCCGGAAUAUCAUGCUCGGCACAUUGUCGAUGCGCCCGCCCCCCAGGAGGCGGGAUCGACAUCCAGCUCCCGCGGUUCCGAGUAUGAAGGAUCGCCCGGGCGCCGAGUAUGUGGCCCACAGUCUAGACCGCCGCCGCACCCAUCCGGGCCGGAAGCGCCAUACCACAAUCCUCGAUAUUUGUGGCAGUAG